Messenger RNA from Aspergillus wentii DTO 134E9, 1918 nucleotides. RefSeq lists its product as uncharacterized. The transcript has 5 exons. Lineage: Eukaryota; Fungi; Ascomycota; Eurotiomycetes; Eurotiales; Aspergillaceae. The coding region runs from base 307 to 1827 and encodes 506 amino acids. Gene Ontology annotation, molecular function: iron ion binding; ribosomal small subunit binding; ATP hydrolysis activity. The record is from RefSeq and is a predicted model, not a curated record. Gene Ontology annotation, biological process: translational termination; ribosomal subunit export from nucleus; translational initiation.
GCAAGCCCAAGGUACGAAUUAUACGAACGAGUUCCUUCUUCCCCUGCAUAACGAUGCUCAUGUUUCCAGAAAUGUCGUCAAGAAUGUAAAAAGUCUUGCCCCGUGGUUCGAACGGGUAAGCUCUGUAUCGAAGUUUCUGCCGAGUCUAAGAUCGCUUUCAUUUCGGAACGUCUUUGCAUCGGUUGUGGUAUCUGCCCUAAGAAAUGUCCUUUUGGCGCAAUCCACAUUAUCAACUUGCCUACCAACUUGGAAACCCAAGUCACCCACCGUUACUCGGCCAACAGUUUCAAGCUCCAUCGUCUUCCCAUGCCCCGUCCCGGACAGGUUCUGGGUCUUGUCGGAACAAACGGUAUCGGAAAGAGUACGGCUCUGAAGAUUCUCAGCGGCAAACUGAAGCCUAACCUUGGACGCUUUGACAACCCCCCGGAUUGGGAGGAAAUUCUCAAGUACUUCCGUGGAUCUGAAUUGCAGAACUACUUCACCAAGGUGCUGGAAGACAACUUGAAGGCCGUUGUGAAGCCCCAAUAUGUCGAUCAAAUUCCCAGAGCCGUGAAGGGCCCAGUCAAGAAGGUCGCAGACCUCAUCAAGGGCCGUGCUCAGCUGGACAACACGGAUCAUGUCAUGAAUGUUCUGGAACUUAAACAGGUUGCGGAGCGUGACAUUGAUCACCUUUCCGGAGGAGAGCUUCAGCGAUUUGCCAUCGGUCUGGUGUGUGUGCAGAAAGCUGAUGUCUACAUGUUUGACGAGCCGUCUUCCUACCUCGAUGUCAAGCAGCGUUUGGCCGCCGCCCGCUCCAUCCGAGAGCUUCUCCGCCCCGACGAUUAUGUCAUUGUUGUUGAGCACGAUUUGUCUGUGCUUGAUUACCUCUCUGAUUUCGUCUGUGUGCUUUACGGAAAGCCUGCCCUGUAUGGUGUGGUUACACUGCCUGCUUCAGUUCGUGAGGGUAUCAACAUCUUCUUGGAUGGCCACAUCCCCACUGAGAACCUUCGAUUCAGAGAGGAAUCCCUCAGCUUCCGUAUCACCGAAGCCGGUGAUGAGUUCCUUUCUGAUAAGGGGCGCGCAUUCAGCUACCCCAACAUGGAGAAGACUCUCGGUAACUUCCACCUGAAGGUUGAUGCUGGACGCUUCACCGACUCGGAGAUUGUCGUCAUGAUGGGUGAGAACGGAACUGGGAAGACUACUUUCUGUAAGAUGCUUGCCGGUGCUGAGAAGCCGGACGGUAAUGUUUCCGUACCCCGCAUGCACAUCAGCAUGAAGCCCCAGAAGAUCACCCCCAAGUUCCAAGGCACCGUGCGCCAGCUUUUCUUCAAGCGUAUCAAGACGGCUUUCCUGUCUCCUCAAUUCCAGACCGAUGUCUACAAGCCUCUGAAGAUCGACGACUUCAUCGACCAGGAAGUUCAGAACCUGUCUGGUGGUGAACUGCAGCGUGUUGCUAUUGUUCUGGCUCUUGGUAUUCCCGCCGAUAUCUACCUGAUCGACGAGCCUAGUGCCUACCUCGACUCCGAGCAGCGUAUCGUGGCUGCCAGAGUUAUCAAGCGUUUCAUCAUGCACAGCAAGAAGACCGCCUUUAUUGUCGAGCACGAUUUCAUCAUGGCCACCUACCUCGCUGACCGUGUCAUCGUCUUCGACGGACAGGCAUCCGUCGAUGCCCGCGCCAACACCCCCGAGUCCCUGAUCACUGGUUGCAACAGCUUUUUGCGCAGCUUGGACGUUACCUUCCGUCGUGACCCUAACAGUUACCGCCCACGUAUCAACAAGUACCAGAGUCAAAUGGACCAGGAACAGAAGCUCAACGGUAAUUACUACUUCUUGGAAGAGGAGAGUUGAAAGGGGCAUCCCUGACAAACACAACCGCGAUCAUCGCAAGCGCAAUGAUCGCGACUCCGACCAGCGACGAAACCACCGUCGCGGUAAAAGG